Aureobasidium uvarum is the source of this 1071-nucleotide messenger RNA. NCBI's taxonomy places the organism in Eukaryota, Fungi, Ascomycota, Dothideomycetes, Dothideales, Saccotheciaceae. The record is from the annotation of a GenBank genome assembly.
AUGGCUGGUAAUCCGCAAAGCCGCCCGAUCAAUCCAUUCCCACUCUCCGCGACCAACAGAGUUGGUAUCAGCGGAUCAGAGUGGAGUGACCAUCUGGAGGAAUGGCUCUAUGGUCACCAGGCAUUCAAACCUGGAUCAUACCUCCCAGAUGGUCAGCCAGCUCACGGUAGAUUACGAUAUAUCUGGUUGCAGAUACUGGAUGUUACUCGAAUUAUCAUGGAUGACCGAACAUGCGACAAUCCCACGGGCCUAUAUGGCAAUCUUGGGCCCGUCCGAAAAAGUCUCAGAGCUGCCGUCAAGAAGGCCGGGCCGAUCACGAAAGCUGUUUGUAUGGGAUUGGGCCCAAUCCGUUAUCGAAGUCUGUUCAACUACAACUUUGACUACGUCCAGCAAUGUGGUGUCUUUUUUGCUCUAUGCCAGAUGAUCGAGGAGAAGCAAGAUAUGCAGCUGGGAACGCUUCCAGUCUUCUUCCAGGAACCGGCCUUCGAGCUCGAGGACCGAUGGAUCCUUGAGCGAAUUGGUCGCCAGACUAUCGUUAGGGUCCCUGCAGCGAACGACCUCAUGAACGUACAAUCGUUCGUCUAUGCGCCCCACUUUCCAAGCAAUUUGCUGUUCAACACGAUCUGCAGACCAGGUUUUGAACCAGAACUUUUGUUCACAAACACUUUCCAUACAGGGGACCUAGGUUCCGUUGGUUACGCUAUCACCGACAUUUACCUCAGUAAGGUAUACUGGACUCGAGACUCGACUGUCAACCAAGAAGCAAUCGACAUGUACGAUGCGGCAAAACGUUUCCUUCAAACUCACGAGGGAACAGUUUACUGGGGCGUGUACGUCUUGGAGGAGAACAAUCAGCCACUGGCAAAGCUCUUGAGAGCAGCUUUCUCUUCUUCCUCCUUUUACGUGCGUAGACACGGUGCAGUAUCCCAGAGCGACUCCAAGCGUCCUGUCAAGACUUUGGAAGCAAAGGUGCUUCUGCCAAACCUCUGGUCUUGUCUCCCGAAGCUCCUAUCGCUCGAUUUCGACCAGACCCUGGAUUUGACGCUAAGGUCGCGCACUGCGAAGAGAUAA